GCAUCCUUCGGGGCGGCGGGCGGAGCUGAGGUCCCGGCUGCGGGAUGGAGGAGGAGGGUCGGCGCGGCGCCCACCCGGCAGGCUUAUCUGCCUUGGGCCUCUCUUGUCACGUAUCAUUCAUCUGUGAGUUGAAGCCCUGACUCCUUUCCCAUUGAGCACUUUUGGAGAGCAGAAGGAAGAGGCGUUUCUCUCUGAAGAUGAACUCAACAGAUCCCCUUGAGGAUGCCUACAAUGCCACCUUGCUACACGUGCCUCACUGGCAGGGAGGGAACAGCUCCUCUCUCCAGGAGGGGCUCGAGGAUCUCAUCCACACGGCCACCUUGGUGACCUGUACGUUUCUGCUCACCGUCAUCUUCUGCCUGGGCUCUUAUGGCAACUUCAUUGUCUUCUUGUCUUUCUUUGAUCCAGCCUUCAGAAAAUUCAGAACCAACUUUGAUUUCAUGAUCUUGAACCUGUCCUUCUGUGACCUCUUCAUCUGUGGAGUGACGGCCCCCAUGUUCACCUUUGUGUUGUUCAGCUCGGCCAGGAGUGUCCCAGAUGGGUUCUGCUUCACCUUCCAUCUCACCAGUUCAGGCUUCAUCAUCAUGUCCCUCAAGACAGUGGCGGUGAUCGCCCUGCACCGGCUCCGGAUGGUGCUCGGGAAGCAGCCUAAUCGCACAGCCUCUUUUUCCUGUACCUUGCUCCUCACUCUACUUCUCUGGGCCACCAGCUUCACCCUGGCUACUCUGGCUACCUUGAAAACUAGCAAGUCCCACCUCUGUCUUCCCAUGUCCAGUCUGAUGUCUGGAGAAGGGAAAGCCAUCCUCUCUCUCUAUGUUGUUGACUUCUUCUUUUGUGUCACUGUGGUCUCUGUCUCUUACAUCAUGAUCGCUCAGACCCUGCAUAGGAAUGCUCAAGUCAGAAAGUGCCCCCCUGUCAUCACAGUUGAUGCUUCCAGACCACAACCUUUCAUGGGGGCCCCCGUGAAGGGAGGCGGAGAUCCCAUCCAAUGUACCGUGCCAGCUCUAUAUAGGAACCAGAAUUACAACAAACUGCAGCAUGUUCAGACCCAUGGAUACACCAAGAGUCCCAACCAGCUGCCAACUCCUGCAGCCAGCCGACUCCAGCUGGUAUCCGCCAUCAACCUCUCCACUGCCAAGGAUUCCAAAGCUGUGGUCACCUGUGUGAUCAUUGUGCUGUCGGUCCUGGUGUGCUGUCUUCCACUGGGGAUUUCCUUGGUGCAGGUGGUUCUGUCCAACAAUGGGAGCUUCAUCCUUUACCAGUUUGAACUGUUUGGAUUUACCCUUAUAUUUUUCAAGUCAGGAUUAAACCCUUUUAUAUAUUCUCGGAACAGUGCAGGGCUGAGGAGGAAAGUGCUCUGGUGCCUCCAAUACAUCGGUCUGGGUUUUUUCUGCUGCAAACAAAAGACUCGACUUCGAGCCAUAGGGAAGGGGAACCUGGAAGUCAACAGAAACAAAUCCUCCCAUCAUGAAACAAACUCUGCCUACAUGUUGUCUCCAAAGCCACAGAAGAAAUUUGUGGACCAGGCUUGUGGCCCAAGUCAUUCAAAGGAAAGUGUAGUAAGUCCCAAGAUAUCUGCUGGACAUCAACACUGUGGUCAGAGUAGCUCGACCCCCAUCAACACUCGGAUUGAACCAUACUACAGCAUCUAUAACAGUAGCCCUUCCCAGGAGGAGAGCAGCCCAUGUAACUUGCAGCCAGGAAACUCUUUUGGAUUUGCCAACUCAUACAUUGCCAUGCAUUAUCACACUACUAAUGAUUUGAUGCAGGAAUAUGACAGCACUUCAGCUAAGCAGAUUCCAGUCCCCUCUGUUUAAAGUCAUGGGGUCUAGAGACUCUUUUGUAAAUGGUUUUGUGUCAGAUGCUAACUGAGUCUUUUUUAAC
Molecule: messenger RNA, 1884 nt
Organism: Lepus europaeus (European hare)
Lineage: Eukaryota; Metazoa; Chordata; Mammalia; Lagomorpha; Leporidae
Gene: GPR75
Product: G protein-coupled receptor 75
Exons: 2
Coding region: 198-1817 (539 amino acids)
Biological process (GO): G protein-coupled receptor signaling pathway
Cellular component (GO): membrane
Molecular function (GO): C-C chemokine receptor activity
Source: RefSeq, a predicted model, not a curated record